This is a messenger RNA of Zingiber officinale, 2496 nucleotides long. RefSeq names its product pentatricopeptide repeat-containing protein At5g66520-like. The transcript is spliced from 2 exons. Gene Ontology annotation, molecular function: protein binding; RNA binding. The coding region runs from base 120 to 1772 and encodes 550 amino acids. Gene Ontology annotation, biological process: RNA modification. The record is from RefSeq and is a predicted model, not a curated record. Lineage: Eukaryota; Viridiplantae; Streptophyta; Magnoliopsida; Zingiberales; Zingiberaceae.
AUGAAAAUCUGCCUUCUUCCGGCUUCCGAUUCGAUGGGACCCGCCGCAACUCUUUGGCUUCGCUUGUAAAUCCCUAACGUAACGAUCGAACGGUCGUCCUCUCCGUCGCCUGCCAUCUCAUGCCUCCGCCUCAAAAAUCCCUCGUCGCUUCUCUUCUCAGCCACCCGAAAGUCGCCGCCCGCCUCAACCCUAACGUCGCCGCCUCCCUCCUCCCCGUCUUAGCCACUCCCUCCCCCUCCCUCCUCCCUCUCCGCGCCGCCCACGCUCUCCUUGCCGUCUCCGGAUCCACCGCCCACAAGCCAGUCGCCCGCCACCUCAUCCUCCUCUACUCCCGCUGCUUCCCAGACGAUGCCAUCCUCCUCCACUCCGCCCUUCGAUCCCCCGACAACGUCUCUGCUAACAACAUUAUCAAAUCUCUCGUCCGCGUCGGAUCCGACGGCUCCCGGGCCGUCCAUUUCUUCGCCUGCCAUGCCCACCCGGUUGGCUCCCGGCCAAGCCUUUCCACCUUCCCCCUCCUCAUCACCUCAGCCAAGCUCCGGGAAUCAAUUCACCAAGGCGAGAUGUUCCACGACCUUGCAUUGAAGUUGGGAUUUUUAAGCAAAUUGCCCGUGGCCAACUCCUUGAUCCACUUGUAUGCUUCUUGUGAUGCGUUGGACCUGGCAAGGCAGUUGCUCGACGAAAUUCCCGUGAAAGACCACGUCUCAUACAACUCCGUUCUGGAUGGAUAUGUCAAAAGUUGCAAUUUUGGUCAGGCCGAGCAGCUGUUUCAGAUCAUGCCUUCCCGUAGUAUCAUUUCUUGGUCUACUCUCUUAAAUGGGUAUGUCAGAAACAAGAUGUUUAACAAGGGAAUAUUGUUAUUUCACCAAAUGCAAGAGCUUGGGGUUGAGCCGGAUGAUUGCUCACUGAUCAGUGUGCUGUCAGUCUACUCGCAGUGUAAGCUUCCACUGCAUGGAAAAUCAGUACAUGGGUUCUUGGUGAGGAGGUGGCGGAGGAUACCAACUCAUGUAAGUAAUGCAGUGGUCGGCUUCUACUGCAAGUGUGACUUGUUAGAAGCAGCAGCUGAAGUAUUCAAGAGAAUCACCAACAAGGAUCUGAUUUGUUGGAACACGCUGAUAUCUGGAUUUGGAAGUCUUGGCCGUAGCAUGGAAGCAAUCGGUUUCUUCAAUACAAUGUUGCAGGAAGGUGUAAAACCAAAUGACAUUACUUUUACAUGUAUCUUAGUAGCCUGUGCUCAUUCAUGCUUGGCUGAGGAAGCACACAAAUAUUUUAAGAUGAUGACUGAAAAGUAUAAUAUCAAACCAAAAUUUGCACAUUACUGGUGUUUGGUUGAUCUAUAUGUUCGAGCUGGAAAUCCUGAAGAUGCACUGAAGGCAAUUCAAAAUAUGCCCUUGCAUAAUUCGUCUGCUAUAUGGGGUGCAGUAAUUUGGCUAGCAAAGGUUCGAGGUGAUAUUAGUGUAGGAGAGCAUUUAGGGAAAUGUUUGAUUGAGCUGGAGCCAUAUAAUAGCAAACGAUAUGCCCCUCUAGUAAAUGUUUAUGCUGCAGCAUCAAGAUGGGACAAAUAUAAAGAGUUGAAAGACUUGAUGAAGGCAAGAGGAUUAAAAAGGCUGCCUGAUUCUACACUGAUAGAUUUGAAUGUUGUUGUUCACAAGUUUUCUGUAGGCGAUGAAUCCCAACCAGAGAUUCUGCAAGUAUAUGAAAUGCUGAAGAAAAUUGCAGAACAACUAAAAUUGCAGCAUCCUAGGGUUGAGGAAACCACAGUUGAUGCGAUUUAGUUCCGGAAGAAAAUUUCAUAAUCUUGGAUAUUCCUCUCCUCAAUUGGUUUAACGCUGCAGGACUGCAGCUGGUCAACCAGAAAUGUUAAGCAGUUCAGCUUUAUCUGCUAGCUCAAGCAUGGUGGAAGCGUUCUGAAUCAGCAGGUCUCUAGCAACAUGAACAUGAGUUGCCGGAAUUUUAUCUUUUGGAAAAAGAGGCGGUAAGUAUUUUAUGAGAAUAGAACCUCUUUCGGAAAGGGAUUUACUUUCUAAAAUACAUGUAACUUGAGCUGUGAAGAUAUGCAUUACAAUUCUUUGGACCUGUAAAAUCCAUUAUUGGAUUGCAUGGAUGUAAUUUGAACUCUGAAAUAAGGAUUACAAUUGAACCAGCCUCUUUGGCAUCUCAAAGUCUGUCUCAUCCACAUUAUGCAAAUAGUUAUCCAAAUAGAUAAGGAGAAUGAUUUCUCGUACCGAAGAGGAGAUUCCCAGAGUACUUGAGAGAAUACCGUCCGAGGCUAUUCUUCCAUAGUCACCUUUGGAAGUGUCAUAUUUAGUAAUUGUCCUCCAUCUUGAUCAUUCUUUUGGAUCAGCAGGAGAGCCAACUGGAGAGCCUACGCCUGGCACCGACAUGAGACCGGAUGCGGACGCGUGUUAGAAUCUGAUCAAAGCGAUCCAGAAAUUGGAGCAGAGGACAGUGAAGGAUCGCCCACCUCUCACAAAGAUUUCGUUUGAUGUUUUCAGCUUA